CUCGAAACAGUGCCCAUGCAUUUCCGAUGGAAGUCCUUCAUCCUCACUUUGAGCUAUUGGUGAAUUCUCCAACAACAGUCAAAUUGGUUCACAGAACAAGUCCAGUGAAGAAAAAAUGGGAUAGUUUUGGUGAAAAACAAAACAAGCUUGGGUAAAUGGUGCUAAUUACUGAGAAUGGUGUUGCGAAGGGUGUACUUCUGGUCAAAGAUCACCAAAAUGGCACUAGUGUCAACCAAGCAAGAGGCUGGAACAAUGAGGAGUCCUCCAUACAGAGCGCCACUAUUGUGGAGCCAACAGAUGACUCUUAUUAUGCAGAUGAUGAAGACCACCAUCUUUCUGAUGAUGAUGAUGACGACGACGAUAUCUACCAAGAAUUUGAGGAGUUGGACUUUUCAAAACUACAGGAUAACACGAGCGUUUUGUCGGAUGAUUCCUUCUACCCACCUGAUGAUUCGCUCAACUUCGAAAGAGUUCUGGGUCCUGAGAGCCCCGAACCACUCAGCUUCUUCAAAGCAUGCUGCACUAACAAUGCCAUCAUUGUCAAAAUCCUGAUAAGACAAGGGGUGACGGAGGAGGAGGUGCGAGAGGUGGACAAAAAUAACAGAACAGGUCUGAUAGUGGCGUGUUACCAGGGCUACGUGGAUGUGGUCAUUGCACUUUCUCAGUGUCCACAUGUGGACGUGAACUGGCAGGAUAAUGAAGGGAACACUGCUCUCAUGACUGCUGCACAAGCAGGUCACAGUAUGAUUACCAACUACCUGCUGAACUAUUUUCCCGGGCUUGACACUGAACGCAGGAACUGCCAUGGCUUCACUGCAAUGAUGAAAGCGGCCAUUCAGGGUCGAGCCGAAUGCGUGCGGUCUCUCAUGAUGACAGGAGCAGACAUUGAAGCAAGGGACUUUGGCCGUAAGCAGACCCCACAUGAAUGGGCCAUGUUCACGGGCCGCUACGAGACCGCCAAACUGAUGUCCCGACUGAUGGAACAGCCUUGUGCUGAACAGUUCUGUGACUCUUAUCACAUGGAGUGGCCUAUGCUAAGCGAACUGGUGGCUCGAUCAAAAGAGCCCAAGUCCUGCUUGAGGAAGUUCUCAGAGUGUGUCAGUAACUUGCUCUCAUUUAGCAUGAAGACCAACCCCGUAGAGGAAGGUGUCAUGGACUAUAUGGUACGCAUGACCACGGCGCUGGCCAGCCCGCUCAUAGCCACCGCCUGCCACACCGUGUGCCCGGGCAGCCCUCCGUGUGUUGGAAAACGCCGCCCUGCCGUACAGGACAUCCUCCGUAGACAGCGUCUAGCUGAACUGAAGAACCUGGGGCCCGAGCGCCUCAACAACUACAAGCGGCUCUUUCAGAACUCCAGGGUCCUGCUGGUGCCAAAGAAGCAGGAGCGGCGUGCCAGUCUGCAGCCACAGUUACUGCAAAGUGUAGCGAUGGCCUCCACCAUGGCUCUGAGGAGGAGUAGCCUGCUGCCCCUACACUUGAUGCGCAGAAGCAGUGUGCGUCCUGGAGUAGUGGUGCCUAAAGUCAUGCUGUGUAAAGCUCCUGCCCCUGCAUUCAUACCGGAGCGUCCGCCUAGUAGGACUUCAAAAGACCCAUUACACCUACAGAUCCCUAAAUGGAGGUACAAAGCUCUGAAGGAGGAAAAGAAGAAAGCUGAAGAGAUGAAUAGGUUGAGAUUGCCUGUCGGGAGGAAAAAGUGAUGUGGCUUUUGAUGCCUUAGUGUUUUUUUAAGGAUGUUUUCCUCUGUGAAGGCUUGUGGUCUGUGAGAGGGUCAGCAGGACAAAUUGUACACUCUACUCUUUUAGGCUAGCCUGAUAUCAUCAUACUAGUCGGAAUGUGAGUCUGAUACUGCUCCAUUGGGCUGUGAUUAUGGGGCGUGUUUCAACCUAACCAGGAAAGAAAAUAUCUCUGCACUUAAUUGGAUAGACAUACAACCAAUCAGAGCAACGGAAAUUGCAAGUUGACAGCUUAUUUCAAUAAAACAGUUUAUAAGACAUCCAGACAGAGUUUAAAUAGUGUCUGUGAGAUGGAACAAUGGUGUUGUACUACAGUAUGUCAUUAUUUGUAUAUAGUUAUAAAUGCAUAAUUUACUCAUUUAAUAAACUUUCAAA
This is a messenger RNA of Pimephales promelas (fathead minnow), 2108 nucleotides long. RefSeq names its product ankyrin repeat domain 33Bb (gene ankrd33bb). The record is from RefSeq and is a predicted model, not a curated record. Lineage: Eukaryota; Metazoa; Chordata; Actinopteri; Cypriniformes; Leuciscidae. Gene Ontology annotation, molecular function: protein binding.